Platichthys flesus (European flounder) is the source of this 1824-nucleotide messenger RNA. RefSeq lists its product as uncharacterized. Gene Ontology annotation, biological process: DNA integration. Gene Ontology annotation, molecular function: nucleic acid binding. The coding region runs from base 414 to 1376 and encodes 320 amino acids. The transcript has a single exon. The record is from RefSeq and is a predicted model, not a curated record. Lineage: Eukaryota; Metazoa; Chordata; Actinopteri; Pleuronectiformes; Pleuronectidae.
UGUCACUUACCUCGUACUGUGGACGAAAUGGCUCAAGCGAAAGAUGUCAUUCUGAAAGCAGCACAAAGGCCAGCCUUUGCAAAAGAACUGUCAGCCAUCCAAGCAAACAAAGUGGUGUCCACAAACAGCUCUUUGCAUAAGCUCAGUCCAAUCUUAGAGGGCAGUCUCAUCUGUGUCGGAGGCAGACUAAAACAUUCUCAACUUUCAUGUGAAGAAAAGAACCCAGUAAUCCUAGCCAAGGUCAGUCACAUUUCCCUAUUGCUCGUACGACAUUAUCACGAGCAGGUGGACAUCAGGGCAGACACCUCACAGAAGGUGCAGUAAGAGCAGCUGGACUGUGGAUUUUGGGUGGUAAAUGACUGGUCAAUUCUGUCCUCCACAAAUCUAUAAUAUGCUGGAAGCUGCGAGGGAGAAUGGAAGAACAACGCAUGGCUGACUUACCGCCAGAACGUCUCAAGAUCUGCCCUCCUUUCACGUAUGUUGGGCUUGACGUCUUUGGGCCUUGGUCCAUUGUUACCAGACGCACCAGAGGAGGACAGGCAGAGAGCAAACGGUGGGCCAUAAUGUUCAGUUGUUUGAGUUCAAGAGCUGUCCACAUUGAUCUAAUUGAGUCCAUGGACGCAUCCAGCUGCAUAAACGCUCUCAGGCGUUUCUUCGCUCUCAGAGGCCCUGUAGUACAACUCCAGUCUGAUUGUGGCACUAACUUCAUUGGAGCUAGCAAGGAGUUUGAGAUGGACGAUACUGUGCAGAGGUAUCUCAACAAACAAGGAUGUAGUUGGAACUUCCGACAUCCACAUGCUUCCCACAUGGGAGGCUCAUGGGAACGGAUGAUCGGUGUUGCCAGGAGAAUCCUUGAUUCAAUGCUCUUGCAGCAAAAAAGUCAUCUAAUUCACGAGGUGCUGUCAACACUAAUGGCAGAAAUCACAGCGAUCAUCAACGCACGUCAACUCCUGCCUGUGUCCACAGACCCACAACAACCUUUCAUUCUUUCACCAGCCAUGCUCCUCACACAGAAAUCAGGAGUUCCACCUCCUCCGGGAGAUUUUAAGGACAAAAACCUUUACACAAAACAAUGGAGGCAAGUUCAAGCUCUCGCGAACCAGUUUUGGAACCGUUGGAGCCAAGAAUACUUACCAUCCUUACAACAAAGACAAAAAUGGACAGUGACAUGCAGAAACCUUCAGGUGAGGGAUUUGGUUCUCCUCAGGGACAAACAGGCUGUUCGCAACUGCUGGCCCAUGGCCAUAGUCACGGCAACCUUUCCUGGGAAGGAUGGACAUGUGAGAAAGGUUGAGAUUAAAACGACCAACCAAGGCGACGCAAGAACCUUCCUCAGGCCAGUCGCAGAAGUAGUUCUUCUUCUGACUAAGGACUAAGUCAAGGACUGUUGUUUUGGACCUCCUCAAGUUCAUAAUGACCUCACAUAGGCCAGACGGGGAGUGUGUUGCCCCUAAGGCAUUUUCAUAAUUUAUGUUGUUUACUUUGAAAAGGUUAAUUUGGAUGUGAUGGAUUGUGGGUAGCAAUUUUAUUUUGAAGUUCGAUUUCUGUGACAUCACUUCCCCAUGCGCAUUUCCUUCUGGUUCCUCCGUGAGGGAAAACGGCACGUUGAAGACCGACGCACUGUGAUGCUUUUCCACAGCCGGCACUUCGAAACAUUGUUGGGCAACGCCGUGAGUGUGUAUAUUUAUCAUGAUAACAUGUUGAAAAGCACAAAUAGUGGUUAACACUUGUAUUUAUUUCUGGUUGUGACAUAAUGCAAUAUGUCUGCAAAAAUAGAUAAUUGUUCUGUUUUGUAUUUUUUUAUAAUACAGUUUUCACCGCUUG